AUGAGCUACUAUGGCAGCUACUACGGAGGCCGCGGCUAUGGCUGGGGCUGGGGCGGCCUUGGGGGCCUGGGCUGUGGCUAUGGCUCCGGCUGGGGCUGGGGCGGCCUUGGGGGUCUGGGCUGUGGCUGUGGCUCCGGCUGGGGCUGGGGCGGCCUUGGGGGCCUGGGCUGUGGCUAUGGCUACAGAGGCUAUGGCUGUGGCUGCUGGCGUCCGUCCUGCUGCGGGGGAUACGGAUACUCUGGCUUCUACUGAAACCCUGCCCAGCAGCUCAGCCUCUGAACUUACAAGGGACUUCCUCCCACGUUUGACCUAAGGAACCGGACAGCAGACCUCAUGCUGGGUUAUUCGCACAAAAGCCUUUAGCUCCUCAGGAUUAUGGGUAGAUUUUCAACUGUGCCUGCGUCUCCCUCAUAUUCCCAGGAUCCUCUGCGUUUGCUGUCAGAACUGAUUGGACUGUCUGUCCACCUUCCAAUAAAGCAUUGAACUUGA
Molecule: messenger RNA, 489 nt
Organism: Myotis daubentonii (Daubenton's bat)
Lineage: Eukaryota; Metazoa; Chordata; Mammalia; Chiroptera; Vespertilionidae
Product: keratin-associated protein 19-3-like
Source: RefSeq, a predicted model, not a curated record